This is a messenger RNA of Saprolegnia diclina VS20, 1044 nucleotides long. RefSeq lists its product as hypothetical. The record is from RefSeq and is a predicted model, not a curated record. The transcript has 10 exons. Bases 1 to 1044 code for a protein of 347 amino acids. NCBI's taxonomy places the organism in Eukaryota, Oomycota, Saprolegniomycetes, Saprolegniales, Saprolegniaceae. Gene Ontology annotation, molecular function: chromatin binding; histone binding. Gene Ontology annotation, cellular component: male pronucleus; female pronucleus; germinal vesicle. Gene Ontology annotation, biological process: epigenetic programing of male pronucleus.
AUGUUCCUCGACGAUGCGUCCAAGGCGCACAACUUCCGACAGGUCGGCACCAAGCACGCGGGUAGCGUCCGGAAAGGCCACGUUCAAGUCCGGCCUGCGCAGUACCAGAAACCUUCGGCGUCGAUCCCGUCCAAGUUUGAAACAAUCUUGAACGCCGGCGACCGCGAGACGAAUGCGUUUGGAAGCCGUACCAAUCGGUUUGGCGACGCCGAGAACGAGCUGCCAGGACCCGGCGCAUACUACAAGCCACCGACGCUGCUCGUGACGACCGAGACAUCGGGCAGCGUAUCACAGAAAGGCUAUGGCUCGGGCUUCGUCUCCAAAGUCAAGCGCUUCUCCAACCAGACGUACGAGACGGUGCCGGGGCCGGGACAGUACGCAUCGUCGCUGCCCGAGAAGCCGUCGUUCAACCGGCGGAUUGGCCUCAGCAGCUUUGCGCCGACUGAGCGCUACAACAACCAAACGGCGUCCAACGUGCCAGGCCCGGGCAACUACAACGUCAAGGAACCGCGCCACAACGCGCCGAGUGGGCGCAGUGCAUUCGUCUCCAAGUCCCACCGCGGCUUUGUACCCCGCUCCGACGUGCCGGCCCCUGGGCAGUAUGAGAACCCGAUCGAGCUCGGACGGGACGCCGACUGGGACCGACCCCAAGGCAUCUUUCGGUCGAGCGUCAAGCGCGUCGAGACACCCAAGACGCUGGCCGUACCGGGGCCCGGCGCGUACGGCGUCGAAGCAGCUGAGAAGCACCUGCUGCGGGACACCAUUGCGCAAGCGCAAGCGAGUAGCAUGUUCAAGAAGGGCGCCGCCGACCGGUUUGGCCACUUGAGUUCGCGCAAAGGCGACGUUCUGGACGUUCCUGGCCCUGGCGCUUAUGAGGGAUCGAUGCCGCAGUCGACAGCCGACGUCUCGAGUGUCUUCAGGUCGUCCACCAAGCGCGGCCAAGAUCUGCUACGAGGCAAGGCGCCAGGCCCAGCCUUCUACAAGCCGGCAGUGAGCCCGACAAAGAAGUCGCAUCUUCUCAAUGGCACCAAAAAAUGGCUUUAA